This is a messenger RNA of Anneissia japonica, 3482 nucleotides long. Its product is annotated as remodeling and spacing factor 1-like. The transcript has 14 exons. NCBI's taxonomy places the organism in Eukaryota, Metazoa, Echinodermata, Crinoidea, Comatulida, Comatulidae. The coding region runs from base 21 to 3158 and encodes 1045 amino acids. The record is from RefSeq and is a predicted model, not a curated record. Gene Ontology annotation, cellular component: RSF complex. Gene Ontology annotation, biological process: regulation of DNA-templated transcription.
AAUAAAAUGAGUGCUAAGCCAUGGCGUCUGCAACUGUGUACAAAAACCCAAAUUUUGCUGUAAUUUGCUCGUUUUUACAGCGUUAUGGCGAGCAUUUGCAACUUCCAGAUCUUACUAUUCCAGAAUUGCAAGAAUCCCUGGAAAAUGUGGAGCAAGUGAGCCAAGAACUGCUGUUUAUGCACAUCAAGUUAAUGAGAAGAAUCAUCAAAAAUGUGUCGGUUGACCGCUGGCAGAAACAGCUGGCAAAGAUGCUACGGCAUUGGUGUAAUCCAGUGUAUGCGUGGGAAAUUGAGGAGUUCGGCUAUACGGAAAUCAAACUGGACUCCAAGAUCAAUCUGCUUAAGUUUUUGUGUGAAUCGCAGUUUGAUACUAAUGCUAAGGUACGUGAAGUUGUGAAUGAAGAGAGUCCUGACAAGAUGCGCCUCCAACCAAUUGGACGUGACAAAACUGGACUCGUUUAUUGGUAUCAAAAGGACCAGGAUGCCAACAUUCGUUUGUACAGAGAAGAACAAGAUGAUGAUGACAGUUCAUCUUGGCAACUUAUUUCAUAUGAUAGAAACCAACUUGCUGGAAUAAUACAUGAACUUAAAAGUUCGGACAUUGUAGAAGACGGGGAAUCAACAAGUAGCGAUGAUAAAGCUGAAAACGGUUCGGAAAAAAAAUCUGAUGAAACAGAAGAUGUAAAGAUGGACGUUGGGGAUGCAGAAAUAGAAGGAAAAGGCAUUGAAAAAAAAGUUGAAAUGAAAAUUGGAAAAGAAAAGGAUGAAAGAAUCGAAGAUGCUACAGAAAGCACGAAAGUGAAGGAAGAAAAAGACACAGAGAAACAGGACAUUGAACAUAAUGGAAAAGAAGAGAAAAUGAAAGUAAAUGAAAAUAAGAGUGCAGAGAUAAGUGAACAAACGACAGAAACUAAAGACGUAGGAAAAGAUACUACAGGGGGGAAAAUUGAAGCAGAAGUUAUAGUACAGAAAGAAAAUAUUUCAGAGGGAAAAAAAGUGGCAGCUGAAAAUGUUGCAGAAAGAGAAAGUGAAGAUAAAAGUAAAGAAAAGAAUGAAUCUGAAAACUGUAAGGAUGAAAAAACAAUGGCCAGAGCAUCAGUGAUAGUUAUGACAUCAAAGGAAUCAGUCAAAAAUGAAAAAUCCGAUUCAAUUGAGGAAAAAGACAAUAAAGUUGAAACAAAGGAAACAACUCAAAUGGAUGAAGAGUCAACAGAAGUUCCAAAAACUAAAGAGGAUGAAGAAUUAAAUGAAGAAGAGGAAGAGAUGAGCGGUGCUGAAAAAGAUACAAAUGCCAAGGUGGUGAGCAAGAAACCUAAAAAGAAGAAGAAAAGAAGAGUUCCAAUCCGCUACACACCUAAGAGAAGAUCCUCACGGAAAGCAGCUGAGAAACUAGAGGAAAUGAAAGAGGAGGAGGAGGAAAAGGAAAAACAACCUGAGGAGGAGGACGAGGAACCGCAGGAGGAGCAUGAUAGUCCUUGUGGCAAAUGUCAUCAGUACAACCAUCCAGAAUGGAUUCUUUUGUGUGAUAGCUGUGAUGCUGGCUACCAUACUGCAUGCCUACGUCCACCGCUAAUGAUCAUCCCUGAUGGUGAUUGGUUCUGUCCCAGCUGUGAACAUGUAAAACUUAUUUCGCAGUUGGAAAAAACUCUUGAAGCACUGGAUCAAGAGAUCAAACAAAAAGCUAGAAAGAGACGCAAGAAAAAUCUUUUAACUUAUGUGGGCAUCAGUGAGGCUAAUAUCCUACCAGUUGAGACGUUACUUAUUGAGAAACCAAAGCGUAAGAAAAAGAAAAGACAGUACAAAGACUAUGUUGAGGAUUUCGAAGAAGAGUAUGAGGUGAUCGAACGGCGAUCGCGGAGAAAUCGUAAACAAAUCAACUACAGGUUUGAUGAGUUUGAUAAUACCAUCAACUCUGCUAUACGAGAUGAAGUUGAGGAGCACGACAAAGCCCUGGAAGAAUAUCACAAAAACUAUGGAUUCAGUAGAGGGAAAGACAUUGAGACAAUAGAAAGAGCAAAUCGAGAAGGAGGGGAUUACGGUGGGAAGGGUCCAAGAGAAGAUGAAGAUGAUGAAGAGAGAAGGAAUUAUGAACGUGUACAGAAGAAAAAGAGAAAGCUGAUGGAUUUGGAUGCUGAGAGCAGUGAAGCGAGUGAUGGAAGCGAAGACUUCAAAUUAAGUGAAAGUGAGCAAUCCAGUUCGGAAAAAGACGAUUUACCGUACGACAGUGAUGAGAGUGUUUACAGUGGCAUUGGACGGCGGUCAUCAAGACGACUAAGGCAAAUGCCAACGAGGAGGAGCUCACGUACCAAGACGAAAAAGAGAGCGCGUUACCAAGAUUACAGCGACUCUGAAUUAAGUGAAGAUGAGCUGGUUUCAUUACCAGAAACUGAGGAAUCUAGCUAUGACAGCGAUGAGCUCACUGGCCGCACACGACAACGCAAAGCAGCUCGCAAACAAGUCUCUUACCGUGAGGACUCGAAUAGCGAUGACUCUGACAAUUCUAAUGGUUCGGAAAUGGAAUCUCGUCAGUCAAAGAGAAAAUUUGUAUUACGCAGCGAAGAUGAAGAUGAGCAGGAAGAAGAAGAUAAGAAAGAGAAAAAACGCUCAAAAAAGUCAAAGAAACGCAUCUGUGAUGAUGAUGAUAGUGAUUUCAGUCUUGGGGAGGAGUUGGACAAGAUAGAGAAGUCGCAUAAAAGGCAGGCUAGUUACCAAGCGUUGGUUGAGGACUCUACAAGUGAGGAAGAAGAAUUUGAAGAGGAAGAAGAGGAUGAGGAUGAAAAGAAGGAGAAUGAAACGGAUGAAGAUGAAGUAGAUGAUGAAAAUGACGACAACGUUGAGAAGAAAGAAACAAAAGCUCCAGAAGAUAAGGAAAAUGACAAUAACAAUGAAGGUGAUAAAGACACUAAAGGGAAAGCAAAUGAUUCAAAUAAAGAAAAUGAAGAACAAAGAAACACUAAGAAAGAUGAAGAUAAAAAUAAGGACAAAGAACAAAACACUGAUACGAAGAAGAAGGUAUCACCUUCAAUAAGUGGAAAUAAAUCGUCACUCGCUAUCAAUGGCGGAAACGGAAGUAACGGUAGUCGUGAAGGCGAUGAUGAUGAUCUCCUGAUGGAGGUUACUGAUCUCAUUGAUUUUGUCACGGCAGACGAUGCAGUAUAGAAUUUUAAAUGUUUUUAAAAUGUGUACAGUGUAGUAUACGUCAAAUAAUGAAUGGAUGUUACCACAAAUUAAGGCAUGAAUACAGGUUUUAUAAAAAAAAAAGCCUGCUGUAGCUCAGCUAUUUGUCUCUCGAGGCAUUCAGCACGUCUUCAAACACAACAGAGAGCUUUUCUUCUGUGUGACGAUGCAAUGCUAGAAGGGAAUCACUCAUACAUUCUCUGCACAACAUAGAAUUUGAUCAAGUUGCAUCCUAGAAUCCACACGACGAGAAGAACUUAACAUUUUCACACGCGCAGAUGAAUUCUUAGGGAUGUCAUUACGUUU